Molecule: messenger RNA, 477 nt
Organism: Triticum aestivum (bread wheat)
Lineage: Eukaryota; Viridiplantae; Streptophyta; Magnoliopsida; Poales; Poaceae
Exons: 3
Coding region: 17-403 (128 amino acids)
Biological process (GO): mRNA splice site recognition
Cellular component (GO): U1 snRNP
Molecular function (GO): mRNA binding
Source: RefSeq, a predicted model, not a curated record
CUCUUUUCUGGUGAAGAUGGAGCUCUGUGAGCAGUGUGUUUGUUUUCUGGUGACCAACGAUGUUCUUGAGAGGACACACUCCCAUCUCACUGGCAAGCAGCACAUUGGUUAUGGUCCGGUUAGGGAUUUCCUUUUCGAAUAUAAGGCUGCAAGAGAGCGGAGAGGUUUGCAAGGUAGGCUUUUUGACUUGGUUGGAGCAACCAAAGGAUAUGCCCCAAGAUCCACGAUCCAGCCCUCAAUCAAAGUUAUGCUGCCCGUCUUCUGUGCUUCUUCUCUCGCCUCCUUAUACAACACACUUGAUGAGCCCGAGUCGGAGGUGUGCCGUGAGCAAGGCGUGCGUCUGGCAGCGCCUGCCCUCUACGCGUCUGGCAGAUUAUUUUCUCUUGCUCAACAAGGUUGUUAAUGAUCACUGAUGAGUAGUACAGUUUUCUCCUCUGGUUAUGACUUUCCUUGAUUUUUAUGCGACACUAUGACCCU